GAAAUGAUCCAGAUUUGCAAGUGAACCCCUCCCUCUUAGGUUUUCUUUCUUUCUCACAAACAUCACAAACUGAUUCUUCUGAUGCCUCAUGCUCUACAAAUUAAUACAGAAGGGAAUGGGGAUGCAAGUGACUUAAGUGUUUUACCUUCUGUGGUAGGUGAAAGUAUUUUAACCCUUUGUUUCAAAUGAAAAGGUAGGGCUGCUUGUGCUGGAUAACAAAGCACAAUGGAUGUGAAGGUCAAAAACUAGGCAUAUACUACAAUGAAACAAAAAGCAUCACCACAUGCAUUUUGAAUACAUAAGCCACUGAAGUAGGUUCAGAAAAGUCAGAAAGUGUUUUAGGUGAAGGGGGUGCCCUAUCUCUGUAGGUAAACCGAGCACACAACUUGUGAAAGAAAAAAACUACAACGGUUGCAGCUGUAGACAACAGGAUCCGAUAACGGAUGCUGUUAACAUCCAUCUCUUCAUCAGGAUCAUCACAAAGCAUUAUCCAUUAAGGGAUGCUCAAGCUUCAUAUCUCUACGUUACUAAAGGUAGCUCCAUGUUUGCAACCACUGGAGGAUAAGCACUUUAUGAUUGUCUAUGCAAUGUUUGCCUGAGCUUUUACACGCCCACAAGUAAAAUUAGAUAAGAAGGUACACAAAAUAAUGUUAUGUUAUUAGAUUGUCAAUUCCCUUAACCAACUUGGAAGUCGAUUCGGUCAGGACAACGAUGAUGCAGUCACUAAUCAUUGUUUUCUUCGACUGAAGCCAUCUUCUAACAGCAGAAAGACAUUUUGAGUUCACCUGAGAGUAUGUAACAAAUUUGAACUGUAUUUGAAGAUAAAACAAGGAAUUGAUAGAUCAUUCGACAAAAGAAAAUUUCACAGAAGGAAGUGGUGAGUGUAGUAUUACAGAUGUUUUAGACUAAUCCGUGCAAGGAAUCGUUCUUAAUCCCAAUGAAGUAACAAAAAAGUGCAACACUGGGGAGGAAGGAAAAGCAAAAAAAGUCAUAAGUGGCAUAAAAUGAAAAUAGAUUUAUAAAUUAUGUCCACUUGUGUCAUAUAGACCAUGGUUUUAUGGAAGUUCCAUUAACAUGUGACGUGUCCUUUAAAUAAUAAGUCGACAAUAUCACUCUGCCACAGUGACACUCACCAACUUCGGCCUUAUUGGGUUUGUUGACAAAUUGACACACCACCUCGUAUCCUUCAUAUCAAACUUUUUCUUUUUCUUUUUUAAAUUUCUAGAAAUUUUCUCAAAAUAUUCGCUCAAUAUUUUCUAUUUAUUUCCAAUUAGACUAAUUAAUUAUAGGGAAAGUGGAAACAAAUAGAAAACCACACCCACCAACCCCACUCUAUAAAAGAGAAAAGAGAACGAGUGUAGUUUAUAUAUAAAGAGAGGAACAGAGUGGUAGUGCUGUUGGAUUCACAAAUGGCUUCAAGGUUGCUGUGGGCUUCAAGGGCUGCUUCCUACCUCAGAAUCCAAGUGACCCACAGAGGGUUUGCUUCUGUUGUGAAGGAUCUUAAGUAUGCCGAUUCUCAUGAGUGGGUUAAAGUCGAUGGAAACUCUGCAACUGUUGGAAUAACUGAUCAUGCUCAAGAUCAUUUAGGUGAUGUUGUUUAUGUUGAGUUGCCUGAAGUGGGGGCUGCUGUGAAGCAGGGUGAAGGUUUUGGAGCGGUUGAAAGUGUCAAGGCAACAAGUGAUGUUUACUCUCCUGUGUCAGGAAAAGUGAUUGAAGUCAAUGAAGAGCUUGGCAACUCCCCUGGUUUGGUCAACUCAAGCCCAUAUGAGGAUGGAUGGAUAAUUAAAGUCGAGAUAAGUGAUAGCGGUGAAGUGAAAAAGCUGAUGGACUCAGAAAAGUACACCAAGUUUUGUGAAGAAGAAGAUGCACAUUGAUUGAUCCAGGCCAAUGGCAGCAGGCACUCCUCACAAAAUGGGUUGCUUGUGCAUAGAAUGUAACAGGGGUAGUCAAAAGUGCAAAUUAAGCUUUCCACAUUUAUUCUGUCUCUUACACCGCUUUUCUUCCUCAUGAGGAAUCAAUUUAUUGGGAUUGUUAUUUCUAUCUGGAUAAUGAAUGAUCAGUUUUGUCGUUCUCCUGUUUGGUCUGUCCUUUGAUGUGGUAGAUGUGGGAUUUUUUAAAUGUUCAUUGCUGAGAAUGAGGUAAAGAGCUACAAGUUGAAGUAGGCAUAAUAUGAAACAUAUUUUCUUGAAAGUCAAUUGUAAUGGGAAAUACAUAUGUUUUUAUAAAUUUGAAUCACAUUUUCUGU
Messenger RNA from Prunus persica (peach), 2245 nucleotides. Its product is annotated as glycine cleavage system H protein 2, mitochondrial. The record is from RefSeq and is a predicted model, not a curated record. The transcript has 3 exons. Gene Ontology annotation, cellular component: mitochondrion; cytoplasm; glycine cleavage complex. Bases 1410 to 1874 code for a protein of 154 amino acids. Gene Ontology annotation, biological process: protein lipoylation; glycine decarboxylation via glycine cleavage system. Lineage: Eukaryota; Viridiplantae; Streptophyta; Magnoliopsida; Rosales; Rosaceae.